UAUUACGGCAAACUACCAUUCGAGUGCCACUCAGUUUAUGGUUUUCUUUUUAGUUUUUCAAACUUUUAUUUUAAACUAUUCUAAAACAUGAAACUAUUGGUGAUUAUAAUUUUGCAAAUUUCAUUUAAUUUUGUAAAAUGCUAUCCAUAUAGACUCUAUGAACAUAUUAAUGAUCGUUAUCGAUUUUUUUCUACAGCAACUGUUUAUAAGUAUGUGGCACCCGUUGUUCGUUUUCCAGAAUCGAACUGCGAGGUAUUACAAAUAUGGAUGGUUGUUAGACAUGGUACAAGGUUUCCUUCAAAUAAUAUAAUCGCCAAUAUUUCGGAAUUACAUAAUUAUCUUUCAAUAAAUAAAAUGACAUCCCAGUUGAAAAAUGAGGAAGUUGAUAAAUUAAAUUUAUGGACUUUUAAAUUGAAAGAUGAACAUGCGGAAAAAAUAAUUGAACAAGGUUAUAAUGAUAUGACGUUUUUGGGAAGAAAUAUACGGAACUUAUACAAAGAUAUAUUUAAGGACAAUUUUAAUUCCCAAGAUUUUAAGGUAAUAGUAUCUCCAGAAACCCGAUGUAAAGAAAGUGCAAUUAUGUUUCUGAAUGAAGCGUUCCAAAAAGUAAUUGAUGAAAAUGAACUUGAAAAAAUGGAUUUAUUUGACGCCAGAUUUAAUUUAGUUAAUCGAGUAAAAACAAUGGUAACAGAUUUCGAGACAAACUUCAUAAAUGGUCCAGAAAUACAUAAAGUAAUAGAAAAUGUAGCUCGUAUAUUGGGAUUAGAUAACCUUCUAGAUUUUAAUAUAGUUAAGGCAAUGCACGAUGCAUGUCGAUACCAAAAAGCGAAAGAUAUUAAUUUUGAUUCUCCCUGGUGCGCUGUAUUUACAGAUGAUGAUUUAAAAGUUUUGGAAUACUAUUAUGAUUUGAAAUAUUACUAUUCACACGGUUAUGGAAACAUGAAUAACGUACAAGAAAGUAUGGCCAUAAUACAAGAUCUGAUCAAUAACUUUGACAAUAAAGAUCAAAAUAAAAGCGGUCCAAAAGGAGUGUUUUACUUUGGUCAUACGGCUAAUGUGUUCAGCGUUAUUGUUGGAUUAGGCUACGCCAAGGAUACGAUACAUCUUACAGACACUAACUUCGCAAGCAUGAAAGAUAGAAAAUGGAGAACAUCAUACUUGGAUCCAUUUUCGUCAAACAUAAGGGCUGUUCUCUACAAAUGUGGAAACGAUAUAAAAGUUACAUUUUUCAUUAACGAUGCGCCAAUGUAUGUAGAACAAUAUGACUGUACCUUAUGUUCUUGGGAUUCAAUCAAACAAUUGUUGGAUUCACAAUAUGAUCAAUUAAUACAAAUUGAUAAGUAAUAUUCAUAUAAUUCUAUGUGAAAUGUGGAGGAAAAUUUGUCAAUAUAUCUUUAUAUUAGUGUGAUUGUAAAAAUUGAUUAUUAUACUUUAAGUGUACACUAUUUGUAGUAUA
This is a messenger RNA of Sipha flava (yellow sugarcane aphid), 1456 nucleotides long. Its product is annotated as multiple inositol polyphosphate phosphatase 1-like. Gene Ontology annotation, molecular function: acid phosphatase activity; inositol phosphate phosphatase activity. The transcript is spliced from 7 exons. Bases 88 to 1344 code for a protein of 418 amino acids. Lineage: Eukaryota; Metazoa; Arthropoda; Insecta; Hemiptera; Aphididae. The record is from RefSeq and is a predicted model, not a curated record.